UUAAAGGUGUUUCGAAAACUUAAUAAACAUGUGCAUGCGUAUGUGUUCUUAUGAAAUUUAUUCGCAAUGCGCAAUUAAGAAAGUUCGUCGAAUAAGAGAAGAAGCAGUAAGUAAACAAACUGGCGAUCAAAGCAAACUUGACGCUACCCUUGACUUAUUAACUUUGCCAGCGGCGAUUGUCGGCAUUAUUUUCAAAGAAAUUAAACAAGAGCAGCAGCUGCAGCAUAAAUGCAUCGAUUAUGCCGAGUCAGUGCGGAGACCAGCCGGACAUCAAAAUUAAUAUUCUCAGCUAUGCAAUGUAAAAAUGCCAAGAAGCUGCCUCGGAUAAAGUAACGAACGAACGGAGAAGAACAAGCAGAACGAACGUAAAAAAUGAGUUGCUUUGAAGUUUUCAGCAACAAGAUGCCUUUCGGCCAGCAGCAAUAACAGCAGCAAAAACAACAACAACUACAACAAAAAGCGAGAGGGAAAAUAAAAUGCAAAAAAUCCAAAAAGGAAACAUGGCAAACGGCAUCCUUCUCAUCAUCAGCAGCAGCAACAGCAGCAGCUAAAGAAGCGCAAGUGAAGGAAAGAAAAUCAAGUUGCGUUGCGUUGCGUUUGCUUCAUCAAUGCCAGAAAUGGCAGAAGUGGAAGAGGAAGCACUGAACUGACUGGCUGUAGUGGAAGAGGAAGAAGUUACUGCUGCUGGCCUGCAGGGCAAAAGCAACGUUUGCAGUGUGCAUGUAAUUUCUUGAAUUUCGCUGAAAUCACAACGCGAACUGCGAACUGAAUCAGAGGGAAUGCAAUUUAAGUGCCAUAACAAUGGAGAGAUGCUGCAAAAUGUUGUUAUUGUAUCAAAUGCAAAAGUAGAGCUUAAUAAGCUCUGACCGAAAAGCGCAACCCACUAAUACCUGAAAGUGGGUGCAAGAGUGAUAGAGAGGGAGAACUACAGCGAACAGUGGCCGCAAAGAGAAUGGCAAACAAAGUAACUGACGUUGCGUUUUUGUGGUUUUGCUUUUACGUUUGCACAAAGAAAACAAAAGCAGAUGCAGCUAUGAAGAUGCAGCGACGUCGUCGUCGAUGCCGACUGCGCAAGCAUGCGAGAGAAGAAGAAGAUGCAAUUGGAUGCUAUAUAUGUGUGCACUGCUUACAUAUUACUCAUGUGUGCCGGAGGCGUUUGCUGUAGAAGGAAGUCGAAACUUUACGGACACAAUGCAAUGUUAUGUUAUGUUUAUGUUGGCAAACUUAUCGUACACUGUUAUUAACAGCUUCUGAAGCACGUGGAUUUCGCAACGAUAAGUUAUCGAUAUCGACACGUGACCAAGAAAAACGAAGAAGAAGAGCAACUGACGCUUGUGAAAUAAGUUCAGCGCAUGCGUGUGUUUCUAAGAAAUUUAUUCGCAAUGCGCAAUUAACAAAGUUCGUCGAAUAAAAGGAAAAACACGGUGAUUGUCGGCAUUAUUUUCAAAGAAAUUAAACAAGAGCAGCUACUGCAGCAUAAAUGCAUCGAUUAUGCCGAGUCAGUGUGGAGACCAGCCGGACAUCAAAAUUUAUAUUUUCAAGUAUGCAAUGUAAAAAUCAACAAAAACAACAACAACAACAGCGUCGAGAGCAACAAGAACGACCACAACAAUCACAACAACGAGCAACGACGACAACGACAACAAUGCAAAGCGGCGCGUCAAGUGAAUUAAGCGAUUUUUAAAGCUUUACGCUAAAUGAAAUUUGAAUUGCCAUUUUCUGGAAAUUGGAAAAGUGGAAAGUGUUCACUUGUGUGUGCAAAUUAAAUUACGCAAAACAAAUAAAUGUAAAUCAUUCCUUUCCACCCGCACACUCACUCGCAAACAAAACAAACAACAUCAACAUGUAUGAGAAAUCAAAGUAAAUCUGCGAUAUCCAAAUGCAAAUAUCUAUGAAAUGAAUGCAGAACGCUGUGAAAACUAAAUAACCAAACAACAUUUCGUGUAAUUCAACAACUGUGUGUGCGUGUGCGUGGGUGUGCAAGUGUGUGUGUAUUUUACUAAUUCUGAUUAAACACACAAAUCUGUGAAUAACACACAACACAAAAUGUUUAUCAUUACGGUAAUUAAACUCUUGCUAAUUGCGCUCAACAUAUUUCCAAGCCGUUUCACAAAUCGGCGAAUUAUGUUUCUCAUCUACAUGACGAAUCUAGUGACACAUGUUAUGAUGGAUGAGCCACGCUUUGCACAGCCCAUACCGAAUGUCACCGUUGCCGUCGGCCGUGAUGCGAAUCUGCCCUGUGUGGUCGAGCAUUUGGGUGGCUAUAAGGUGGCCUGGAUACACAUUGAUCGACAGAUGAUACUCACCAUACACAGACACGUUAUAUCAAGGAUACCACGGUACAGUAUUACGUACACGGACAACACGUGGCUGCUGCACGUGAAUCAGGCGCAUCAGGAUGAUCGCGGCUAUUACAUGUGCCAAGUGAACACCAAUCCCAUGAUUAGCCAGGUGGGCUAUCUGCAGGUUGUAGUGCCACCCAACAUACUGGACAUUGAGAGCACACCAUCUUCGGUGGCGGUGCGUGAAAACCAAAACAUCAACAUGACAUGUCGCGCCGAUGGUUUUCCCACACCCAAAAUCAUUUGGCGACGCGAGGAUGGCGAGGAAAUUGCCGUUGAAAAGAAGAAGAAAGUGCUUGUGUACGAUGGCGAUGUGCUGCCGCUGACCAAAGUGAGCCGCAAUGAGAUGGGCGCCUAUCUGUGCAUUGCCACCAAUGGAGUGCCGCCCUCGGUGUCCAAGCGGAUCAUAUUGGAUGUGGAGUUCUCGCCCAUGAUUUGGGUGCCGAAUCAACUUGUUGGCGCGCCAGCUGGCACAGAUGUAACCAUCGAUUGCCACACGGAGGCGCAUCCCAAAGCCAUCAUCUAUUGGGUGUACAAUUCAGUCAUGGUAUUGCCGAGCAAAAAGUAUAAGACCGACUACACGGAGAACUCAUAUCGUGCACACAUGAAACUGACGAUAAGAAACCUGCAAUAUGGCGACUUUGGCAACUAUCGAUGCAUCUCAAAGAACUCGCUGGGGGAAACGGAAGGCUCCAUACGUGUUUAUGAAAUACCUUUGCCAUCAACACCAUCGAAGCAAGUAACGCACACCACCGUCGAGUCCAGGGAGAGCAACAUUAUACCAGCGUUACGCAACGAUACAACGAAAUCGCUGCAAACGGAUGUGUAUGCAAUGAAAAACGAUUUGUAUACUGGCAGUGGUUCAUCAUUGGCAGCCUCCGGCUCCUCAUCGGCUGCCUCAUCGAGCUCAUCAUCGUCGUCGAUGCAAACGUCGUUGCUGCCCGGCGGCGCCGCCGGCAACAGUUUGUCAGCGUUAAGCGGUGGCGCCACCGCUGGCGGUCCGGGCAGCAAAGGUUCCCUAGCGAUAGGCAAAAGCAUGUUCUACACCGAGAGACCACCGAAUGAAUAUGCAAGUGCAGCGGCUGGAUUGCUGCAUAGGCUGAGUUGGCUGCUUGCUGGAUUAAUUCUGGCUGCGCUUUGAAAUCAAUAAUUUUGUUUUAGUUACUCGAAGUAAGCAUUUGUGAAAUGCAGCCAAAGGGGGUUCAACACAAAAAAAAAAAAAAUAAAAAUUGGGGUAGCUUUUAGGGGUCUCUAAAUUGAUUUCGCAGUGCAAGCAGAACGAUGAUGAUCAUGAUGAUGAUGAUGAUGAAAUACAUUUGUUUAUAGCAACAAAAACAAAAACAAUAAUAAUCUAACAUAACUACAUACAUAUAUAUUUAAUUGAGUUCAUUUCACUCGAAAUAGUUUGUAAAUUGAACUAACGAGAGAACGAGAGAAAUAUUCAAGUAUUUUUUGUCAACAAUAAAAAUGCUCAUUCAAUGUACAAUAUGAAAAACGUAAACAUAAGUGAAUACACGUGUAUUUAGAAAUUUAUUUAUAUAUUAUAUUGUAUAUGUAUAAUAAAAGUUAGUAUGAAAUUGUUGAGCUUUGUGUUUGGUCGAGUGUCAGUUUUAGGGCUUAGCAUAUUAUUUUCCCCCCAAAAAGAAACGAAAACAAAUUUGCAAAAGCAAAGCUUUUUCUUAUGCAGAAAAAAAAAUAGAGAGAACGUGAAUUGCAUAGAUACGUUGUAUCUGUGAUGUGAGAUAAUACUUUUGCUUCAAUGGAAAUGAAAAUGCAAAUGAAAUGAAAACUAGAAUUUAAUUCACAAAUUGAGAACAAAAUUGCAUAUCUGAUGUAUGCAUAUCUAAGGAUAAUAACAGAACCUACCAUAUCUUAAUGUUACUCACAUAUAUGACGAGAUAUAUACUCACAUACAUAUGAUAUUUAUACUUUAUAUGCCAUUCAUUAUUUUACUUUACAACUUUUAUGCGACUUUUUCACAUGCCGCAGUCUAUUAAUUUGGGUCAGCGCUGCACAAUUAAAUGAAGACAUUAAAGUUUUUUAAUUUCCACUUAUCUUGUAUCUUUAUUAAAUUUUUAAUACCCUUUAAAGUGUACGAAAAGAGAGCAUAUUGUUUCACUUUAAGUUUAGCUCAUAUCGUUCUUCGUACUUAUUACGUAUACGUAAUAAACUUGAGCAUUUUCUGAGCAUAGAGUAUGCAUUGGUUGACUUGCCAAAAGAAUCUUUUCUUUCUCUGCACAUUUUCUUCGUUUGCUUCUUCUACUCUGACCAAAAGCCGCAGACAAUUUUCCAGCUCUGCUCGCAGCCCAAAACAAAAUUGAUGUGUGCGUGUGUGUGUGUGUGUGCACAGUGCGCGCGCUCAGUGUGCAACAUAAAAAAUGCAAUUUAUUUAAUGAAAAUGCGACGUGCAGCCUGCUGCGUUGCCACGCCCACUAAAGCAACCGCCCACUUCCCAAAUGGAGAAUAGGGAAUGGGUUGUGGGGACAAUCGUGUUGCCAUGUGUCGAUGUUGGGUCGAGGCAUUAAAACGCCUUAAAAAUGUCAUUAAUUUCAUCUCCCUUCGAGACUCACAGCAAACACAAUGCGAUGAGUAGACUGGAGAAUGUGUGCUAAGCUGCAUGAUACCCUGUAAACUCCGAUGUCUGCCUUUUCUUACUUAACUUACCUUGUACACUUCCUGCUUCACUUGCUGAGCAACUUUCCACGUUCAACUGCCUGCAGCGCAGUCAAAAAAGAGGAAGUGCAAUAAUAAUAUUAAUACCGCGACAGCAACUUUCGCGCUUGGACAUUGCCUUGAUUUUUGCAUAUAUAGCGCGCAAAUUGUUGCCUGCUUGUUUCCUUGUGUUGUCCUGCUGCGCCUUUUGUGCGCUUCCAUCAUUUUUUAAUAAAUGCACAUGCUAAUUAUAUUAUUACUCAUGCGACCCGUGUGUGAUGCAUCGACGACGCAUCGCUCGAAACGCGUUUCGUUGUCUGCACGAAAUGCUUGCAAUUAAUUUCAGCAUAAAAUUGCGUGGCCUGCGGUGUCCUUUCGUCUUUCACCUUUCCCUUCCCCUUCCCCGUUGCUCACACAAUGACACACAGUUAACAUGUCCAAUUUAUUGGUCAUAACUCAUGCGCAACCCAAACGCGGCCCACAGACGAUGUACGGACAGACAGAGAGACAGACAGACGCGCUAUCGACAGCAGCAGCGUCGGCAAGAAAAAUGGCAUUAAGACCAGAAGAUAUAUGACACAUUUGCAUACACGAGGAAUGCAUGAGAGAGAGGGCAAUAGUAUGGGUGAAAGAGAGGCAGCAAGAGCGGGUUAAAGGGCUGCCAAUUUACUGUAUUUAUGUCAGGCAGGUUGUUGGCUGUAAACGUGCGUGCUUUUCAAUAAUUUAAAGCGUGCACGUGCGGCAGCAGCAAUUGGCCGGGUCAAGAUGCAACAACAACAUCAGGCGGCGGUCAACGGGUCGCAGCAUAGAUAAAUAAGUGCAUGUUGUAUAGUCGAAAAGUAAUGCGAGCAAUUAACAAUGCCACCAAAUGAAUGCAUUUUAUUUAACAUUUUUUCAUAUUUCCUCCACUCUCUGCGCUUUCACAUUUCCCAUUUGCCAUUUGCCAUUAUUGCUGUUGUCCAACGUCCGGCGAAUGUCUGUGUGUGUUGACUUACAUGCAUUGUCGCUUCUGUCUGUUAUCUCGAGCGCGAACAAUGCAGCUAAUUAAGUAUUAUAAAUGCAAGCAGAAGGCACCGCAGAGGCUGAAAAACUCAAAAGAAGCAACUGAACUGCGAAUUUACGGCCAAAAGGCCAAUACUGUCAGCAGCGUACAUUUUGCUGCAACUCUUCAUAAAUAAAAAGCAGACAUUAAUUUAUGAGCGCCGGAAAUUAUGCGCUAAUCAUUGUGGCCUCAUUUUAGUUCAUUACACAUUUCCAUACCCGCUAGCCAUAGGAUAGAAGGGUAUUAACAUUGUUUUGCUCCAGCACAUGUAACAGGCAGAAGAAAUCAUCUUCGACUUCAUAAACAAUAUAUAUGUACAUAUAUACAUGAUCAAUCUUUAUGACGCCCUAUUUUACUGCAAUCACAAAAAAAUUUCAG
Messenger RNA from Drosophila nasuta, 6414 nucleotides. It is a transcript of the gene DIP-delta, whose product is annotated as Dpr-interacting protein delta. The record is from RefSeq and is a predicted model, not a curated record. NCBI's taxonomy places the organism in Eukaryota, Metazoa, Arthropoda, Insecta, Diptera, Drosophilidae. The coding region runs from base 2047 to 3483 and encodes 478 amino acids. Gene Ontology annotation, cellular component: neuron projection. The transcript is spliced from 14 exons.